CUGCUCUCCGCGUCGGCGUGCUUUUUUGUUUCAUGUGAUGUUGCUUAGCAGGGCACAGUCAGUUGCCACCCGUUCGCGGCGCGCGCGGAGGCUGGGCCGCUGGAGCUGAUGGUCGGCCUGUGCGCCCGGCGCGCAGCGUGGUGGUGGCUGCUGCUCCGGGAACAGGUCUUGGUGUUCUCCACCUCCUUCGGCGCCCUGCUGUGCCUCGCCUUCGACGCGGCGCAGCUGACGAGGGGCCUGCUGGGGCAGGGCAGGGCGAUCGACGAGACGGGGCCGCGGAUGCUGUCGACGUUCUUCCGGCUGGCCGUGAGCCCGAUGCUGCAGGCGCCGAAGCACUGGCAGCGCUUCGACCGCCUCUCCCUCGUGGUGCUACGAUGCGCUCUCGCGCUGCCCGCAGGCUCGCUCCUCGCGACCGUCGCCAUGGGCGGGCUCGCCUCGCUGGGGAGGUUCGCGCAGCGGUGCCACGAAGUGCGCGACGUCGAGCUCGAGCGGCUGCCCCCGCCCCCCCCUCUCGCGAGCAGCGGGCACGUCCGCACCCGCGCCCUCGCGGUCUGGACUCGGGGGCGCGAUGCCGCGGAGGCGCGGGCGCACGGAGGCGCUCCGCGCGGAGGCGCUCCGCGCGGGAGAGCCGCCCUGUGUCCACGGGGUCGCGGCCCAGGGGCCCGGCCCGCGAGGCCGACAUGUUUGUCGCCCAUAUGGCCCUCCCGCCCGCGAUCGGGUGUGCACGCCACCAUGUCUGACGGAAGGGCAGCAGAAGCAAGCAGAGGUACAAUGCCCAGAAAGAGGGCAGAGUAGUGUUCAGAGAGUGUUGCGUGGUUAUUUGGGGAGGGUACGAGGUGAAGAAGGAGGAAGAAGAGGAUGCAUCCUCUUGGAGGACAUGCCUGGCCUCCCGAAGGGCCUUCGGACCUCCUGGAGAGCCUGGUGAGCCUCCUUGCGAGUGCCAGCAUUUCGAUGAUGGUGACGUUCAUCCCUAAGGGUUCCAGAUUGCAGAAUUUCCAUGAUUACCGUGCCUUCCACGACCUUGCAAGUCAAAGGGUUGGAGGUGGCGAAUCGAUUGUAAUUGAGACUGCGUGUUCUUGGUGAUGGGUGUGCGGCGCGGCCUGCCAUUUCCUUCGAGGGGUUGUGUGGCAACCCCACAGCGGCGCAUCCUGCGCGCGAGCUCGCAAGCGGGCUGCGCUUCCGGUCAUCAUUUCCCAGCCAUCCUGUGUUGUCGUGUGCCCCCAUUGUUCUUCCCGCUGUGCCGAGAGUCUCCCCUCCCGCUGCCUCAUCUGCCCGCCGUUGCUGCUGCGCUGCCUGCUUCACCGCUGUCCCGCCGCUGCUGCCGUCCCUUGUCGAUCGGCUGCGCAGGGCGAGGGUAUCCUGCCCAUCCCCAUUCUCCUCCUCCGCCUCCUCCUCCUCUCCUCCUCAUCCACCUCCUCCUCCUCCUCCUCCUCCU
This is a messenger RNA of Prorocentrum cordatum, 1435 nucleotides long. NCBI's taxonomy places the organism in Eukaryota, Dinophyceae, Prorocentrales, Prorocentraceae. The record is from the annotation of a GenBank genome assembly.